ACUGAUCUUAAGGCCACUCAUAGCCAUGUUUAUCUUGAGAACCCUGUUAAUUGUGUUGCCCAAGAUGAUCAUGAAAUUGAAGGCCCUGCUGAUUUUGAAUGCCCUGUUGAUGACUCUUCAACAUCCCACGGUGUUAUUGAACUUUCUGCUACCAUUGAUGCUUUUUCUAAAGUUGCCCAUGAGGAUUCUGGUCCAGUUGAUGGUGGACAAACUGCCCCUGGACCAGAAACGAUAAGUAACUUUUCUGAUUUUGUAGCCCCAGUUGAUUAUGUGCCUAUUGCUUUAGUUCCCCAGGAUGUACCUGCUCCAGUUGAAGGUGGGUGCAUUUCUGGUUUCAAUGCCAGAAUGAUUUGCACUGCCCCUGAGCCAGGAAAUGUUAGCUCCCGCUCUGAAUUUGUUGCCUCGUUUGAUAUAACACCUACUGAUUGUGUCUCUAAUGUUUUCUUGAAUAAUGAUGCGUCGAUGUGUGCCAAUGAUAAAGCACCAGAUCCAGGUCCUGGAGUUGAUACUUCUCGGGCAAAAGUUGGAAAUGAAGGACCUCGUUCUGAUCCGUCUUUUGAACCUCCUAUUGCGUGUACUACACUUGAUCAUCUCCUGUCCAGUGAUGAUAAUCAAUCUGAGGACACCCAAUUAUUGCUAACCUUUGCUCUAUCAGGUCCACCAGACUGUCCACUAGAAGUGGAGCACAAUGGCUUCUGAUUUCACAUGCAUCGGUUUAGUAGUUAAACAUUCUAAAUCUUACUAUAUAUAUAUCAGAGAUGAAUGAAGGUUAGUUAGUCCUAUUCCACUAAAACAGUGCUCGAUGGAAGAUCCAUUUUAGCGCUGAGAAAACUAAACGCCCAGUUAACGUCUUCUUCCCCCGGUUCCGAUUUUUUCUGUGGCUGGGAAAAGUGCUUGCUCCUGUGUGUUUCUGUUUCAGGUUAACAGUGUCAGUGCUGGCGACGACAAUGUCAGUCCAUAGAGGGGCUAUGAUGACAUUCAUUUUCUUAAGCCAGUUGAUGGGCAUUGGGGAUACACGACCCGUAUCUUGGCGUGACAACACACUGACCAGACCUAAAUAUCUCACGUGUUUUGUGUGUUUGCAGCCAUGGCGGCAUCAGAUGUUUCUCUUUGCUUGUUAUUUGAUAGAGUAUAUGGGCCUGGACCCCAUGGCCCACAUACUCAACAGCCCAAAAGACACCAGCGGGGCACCCGCAUCGGCCAAAGGCACGCGACGUCCAAGGAAGGAGAUAGCUCUUGGAUUAUAUGAACGAAGUCCGGGAUCCGCAUCGUCCAAUGACCGUGUCGUCCAUGGACCGCAUCGUCCAUGGACCGCAUCGUCCAUGGACCGCAUCGUCCAUGGACCGCAUCGUCCAUGGACCGCAUCGUCCAUGGACCGCAUCGUCCGGACUUCAUCCUGGCAGAAUGUAUUUUCCAUUGUAUUUACUAAGUAUUGUACACAGCCCAUUAGUGGCCUUAUUUCGCCCAAAGAAGGCAUGAUUAUUGUAAUGGGCCUCCUAAGCCCAAGGCUAGGGGCCCAAAUCCACAUUUUUACCUAUAAAUAGACCCCAAGGGGCUAAUUAUAGGGGGUUCCAAGUUGAGAAAUAUAAUUACUCACUUUCUCUCUCUAGCUCUCACUUCUCUCUAGAAUUAAUACUCUAUCAUUUGGUGCUCUCGUUGAGAGUCUAGAACAGAUCAAGUGAGUACCCUUCGUCGCUACCAGACACUAUCGCCAGCUAUGACAAGAA
Cuscuta epithymum is the source of this 1727-nucleotide messenger RNA. NCBI's taxonomy places the organism in Eukaryota, Viridiplantae, Streptophyta, Magnoliopsida, Solanales, Convolvulaceae. The record is from the annotation of a GenBank genome assembly.